Pygocentrus nattereri (red-bellied piranha) is the source of this 2364-nucleotide messenger RNA. It is a transcript of the gene haus3, whose product is annotated as HAUS augmin-like complex, subunit 3. The coding region runs from base 148 to 2079 and encodes 643 amino acids. NCBI's taxonomy places the organism in Eukaryota, Metazoa, Chordata, Actinopteri, Characiformes, Serrasalmidae. The transcript is spliced from 5 exons. Gene Ontology annotation, biological process: spindle assembly; centrosome cycle. The record is from RefSeq and is a predicted model, not a curated record. Gene Ontology annotation, cellular component: mitotic spindle; centrosome; HAUS complex.
UGACGUAGCCAGCAGCGCGCCCUUUUCGUUUCUGUAGUUUUGAACGAGCUUCCUGAGACCAACAGACACCCACAGCCUUCAGAGAUUAGCCAGCGGCGUCAGCGCACGGGUAAAGUGUAAUCUUGUUUGGGGGAUCCGAUUUCAGUCAUGCUCAAUGGGGAGAGGUUCGUCGAGGCCCUCUCGCGGUUGGGUUAUCCAGGUGUGUCUUCGCUGAAAGGUUCAGAAUUUGACUGGUUGUUUGAUGCUGCACCGGACAACCUACAUCUUUUGCGCUUCUUCUGUCAUCGAGUAAACCAAAACAAUGUCCUCACGCCAGAAGAAGUGCAGGCGUUUCGGGUCCUACAAGAAUCUGGAAAACCCAUUUUAGAUGAAGCAACACUUCAGGACCUGCUGAAGUCAUGCAGAACAAAUAAUGGAACUGUAGGUGCUCGAGGGUCUCUCCCUUCGUUGUGUGUAGAGGGAGAUGUUUCUGUGGAAGAUUUGGAGGCUGAACUCCAGGCUUUACGGAAAGAGAAGCAGUUGAAACUGCGCAGGCUGAAGAAGCUCCAAGUGCUGGCUGCUAGCCGUGGAGCAGACUCAUCAGCGGCUCAAAUACUCCACCAGGAAGGAAGCACUGCAGUGAAAGAUGCCAAUUCAGCCCUCGCAGUUGAAAAUGCAGCCACCAAUGCCAGUUUAGAAGGUCUUGUGAAGGAGACCACAAAGCUUGCUGGUUUCUUCAAUGCUGAGGUCCCAUUAAUAGAGAAAAAGGAUGGAGCCAUCCCAGCAGUAGCUGCCCAGUCAGGCACACCCGUGCUGCUGUGUCAACUGCCCCUGGAGCCUUACCUCCACCAGGAGGAGCGAAACACUAAGGCUUUGGCUGGUUACACCCAGCGACAGUUCUUCCAAGGCAUCUCCGAUAUGGUGGAAAGCUCUUCCGUGAAGCGCUUCCAGCCAGUGGAGCUGAGCUGUUGCAGUGAAUGUGAGGAAGAGGAAGAUGAGAAAGUGGUGGAGAGUAGGAGGAAGGAGAUGGCCCAGCUGCAAUGGGCUCACAUGGUGGUACAAUAUCAGCUACUGAAGGAGCAGGCCGAUGAGCAGGGAGACCAGGCGCUGAAGGAUUGGCUUACUGAGCAGCUUAGCAGCCAAACACAGCCCCUUGGUUCCCUGCAGGCCUCUUGGCGUGAGCCUGCUCUGCACUCCGAGCUCCUAUCCAUCCAGUCUGACCUUGAUAUGUUGAUGCGCGACCCUGUCCGCUCGGCUAUCCGGGAAAGUGCCCGUCUGCUUAACGUGCCUGUGGUGCGUGGUGAUCUGGCCCUUCAGAUCUCCCGGCAGAACUAUUACACUUCUCGGCAGGCCGAGGUCAGGGACCAGCUCCUCCGCCAGAAGGCCUCGUUCGAGCUUGUGCGUCUGGCCCAGGAUGCAGAGCUCCGCAACGGGAGGAGGACUGUGGCACAGCUGCAGGAGGUAGUCCAGAGACUGGAGGGGUCAUCUGAGGCUGCAGCUCAGAGACUGAGCACGUUGUCCCUGCCUGAACUGACCCAGAUGCCCUGCCUUGGGCCUAAUGCAAAGACGGUCAUCGGUUUAAAGGAUAGCGCCUUUAGCAAGCUCCUGCAGGUUCUGGAGCUGGGGCAGACCUCUGAGUGUAAGGAUCCUCUUCAGACAUUCGGGAGGUUGGAGGCUAAAGCCUCUGGCUUGCUUGAGGAGCUUCUCUCCGUUCGUGAGGCUUUGGAAAGGGCAUCUCGUGAGCAGGGCUACGCUGGUGUGCGUUUGGAGCGGGAUCGAGACGCUCUGGAGAGUGCAGCUUACUCCCUCAUCAUGCAGCCUCUUGUGAGGUCGCAGGUACAAGCUACAGCCACACCUGUUCAGGAGCUCUGCCCUAACGCACAGGAGCUGUCUGUGGUUCUGAGUGAGCUGGAAGAGAAGCAGAAAAAUCUGUAUAAGCUGCUACAGGGCAUUGUGGGAGACCUGAGGAUCAAAAGGGCUCAGCUGGAGCAGAGUGCCACCCUCAGACGAGAAAGAGAACUGUAUGUCUACUUCCACCUGGACCCUACGCUGCUCAGCAAGGCCGUGAGGGAAAUGGAAGUCCGGACUGGUGCUAAAUAGGUUGAAUAAACAGGGCUGUUUGCAGCAGUGACCCUGUAUCUGUGAUGAUGGCUGUUCAUAUGGGCUCAACAUGUAGAAAUGGGCCUUGAAUCUGUAGCCUGAUGAGAUGUAGUGCUGCUUUCAUUCAGAGUCUAUUGUGCAUUCAUGCACCUUUCUGUUCUGGUGCCUUUUCUUUUUUGUUUGUUUGGCUAGAAAGUGCACUUUGUCUUUUUGUGUAAUUAAUGCUGAAGAAUUGACAUUUUUAUCAAGAAACAUUGUUAUUACAAAUAAAAAGCAUAGACCCAA